Musca vetustissima is the source of this 1395-nucleotide messenger RNA. It is a transcript of the gene gbb, whose product is annotated as protein 60A. Gene Ontology annotation, cellular component: extracellular region. The transcript has 5 exons. The record is from RefSeq and is a predicted model, not a curated record. Gene Ontology annotation, biological process: SMAD protein signal transduction; BMP signaling pathway. Lineage: Eukaryota; Metazoa; Arthropoda; Insecta; Diptera; Muscidae. Gene Ontology annotation, molecular function: growth factor activity; cytokine activity. The coding region runs from base 1 to 1395 and encodes 464 amino acids.
AUGUUGUAUCACAAUAAACUUGCCAUUUUACUGAACAAUUUCUGGCCAUUACAUCGAAAAUCGGCCAUAACAUCAUACGCCACCAAACCCCUAUGCCUUUCAACACUUCUUGCGGCAUUUGUUGCGGCUGUCCUGCUCGAUUGUAUUAGUGUUAAUCCUUCGCAGACAUUUCCCAGUAUUAUUGUGAGUGCCACACAAUCUGGCAUCUAUGUUGACAAUGGUCGCGAUCAAACCAUAAUCCAUCACGUGCUCGACGAAGAGGAAAGAAUGGCAGCAGCAUAUGAUAUUCUAGAGUUUUUGGGAUUGCCCGAUCGUCCAAGACGAAAACGUGGUCAUCUAUCAUUGAGAAAAUCUGCGCCUCAGUUUCUUUUGGACGUCUAUCAUCGGCUCAAGGAAGAGGAAAAUGAGGAUGAGCCGCCGGCAUCAGUUCGCUCAAAACGUGAUCUACAAGAGCAGGAAAAUUUCAUAACAGAUCUAGACAAGAGGGCCAUACACGAAAGUGAUAUCAUAAUGACAUUUCUGAAUAAAAACCACCACGUCGAAGAGGUACGUCAUGAACAUGGACGUCGUUUGUGGUUUGAUGUUUCCGAAGUACCCGAAGAUAAUUAUCUGAUGAUGGCCGAACUGCGUCUCUACCAAAAUCCUUCACAAGGCAAAUGGGCAACAAGUGGCAGAGAAUUCACCAUAAAUGUCUAUUCGAUAGUCAAGACCAAUGGUCAUGAUGUACAGCUACAAAUUUUAUCAUCCGUUAAUACCACAGCCGAUUAUCAGGGAUGGUUGGAAUUGAAUGUGACAGAAGGUCUGAGUUCAUGGUUACAUCAACCGAAAGAAAAUAAAGGCAUCUAUGUUGGAGCCCAUCCCACAAAUAAACCGGAAAGGGAAAUUAAAGUAGACGAUAUUGGUCUGGUACAUCCCAAGGGAGAUGAUGAACAUCAGCCGUUUAUGAUUGGUUUCUUCCGUGGUCCUGAGUUGUUAAAACAAGUGAAACAUCAUAGCCGCAGGAAGCGUGAUACCCACUCACGUCGCCGAAAGAAGUCCGAUAUUGGCAAUCCACUUGUAGAUGGCCCCGGUGAGGGAUCACGCAGCUGUCAAAUGCAAACAUUGUACAUUGAUUUUAAGGAACUUGGCUGGCGUGACUGGAUUAUCGCUCCCGAGGGCUAUGGUGCUUACUACUGCAGCGGUGAAUGUAAUUUCCCACUCAAUGCCCAUAUGAACGCCACAAAUCAUGCCAUUGUUCAGACACUGGUGCAUCUAUUGGAACGUAGUAAGGUACCCAAACCAUGUUGUGCCCCAACACGGCUGGGUGCUCUUCCUGUACUCUAUCAUUUGGACGAACAACUUGUCAAUUUGAAAAAAUAUAAAAAUAUGAUUGUGAAAAGCUGCGGUUGCCAUUAG